GGGUCCCCAUUGCGACCCCCCGAGUCCCAGCUGGCCGGCCCGCUCCGGGCCCUCUCCCCAGCGUCUCCCGCUUCCGCUCUAAACUUAUGGGAAACCGGGCAAGCGCGCCUAACGCGGAGGACCGUGCGCGCUGACGUCACGGGACGAGGCCCCGCCCGCCGGAGGCGCGAGGGGGCGUGGCCUCGGGCAGCUAUAAAAGGGCGGCUGCGCGCGCGGCCGGCUCAGUGCGGCCGGCACCUGGGGCGAGCGUACCUGCGGACCAAGUGCGCGGCGGCGUCGGAGGCGGCGGGGAGCGGAGCGGAGCCGCCGGGUCCUCGCCAGGGCCGCAGCGGCAGCAGUUGGGCCCCCCGCCCCGGCCGGCGGCCCGGAGAACGCAGGAAGGGGGCCGGGGGGACCCGCCCCCGGCCGGCCGCAGUCAUGAACUCCAACGUGGAGAACCUGCCCCCCCACAUCAUCCGCCUGGUGUACAAGGAGGUGACCACGCUGACCACAGACCCUCCCGACGGCAUCAAGGUCUUCCCCAACGAAGAGGACCUCACGGACCUGCAGGUCACCAUCGAGGGCCCUGAGGGGACCCCGUACGCCGGAGGCCUGUUCCGGAUGAAACUCCUGCUGGGGAAGGACUUUCCCGCCUCCCCGCCCAAGGGCUACUUCCUGACCAAGAUCUUCCACCCCAACGUGGGCGCCAACGGCGAGAUCUGCGUCAACGUGCUCAAGCGGGACUGGACGGCGGAGCUGGGCAUCCGGCACGUGCUGCUGACCAUCAAGUGCCUGCUGAUCCACCCCAACCCCGAGUCCGCCCUCAACGAGGAGGCGGGCCGCCUGCUGCUGGAGAACUACGAGGAGUACGCGGCCCGCGCCCGCCUGCUCACCGAGAUCCACGGCGGCGCCGGCGGGCCCAGCGCCAGGCCCGAGGCCGCCGCCCCCGCGGCCCCCGGGGGCCCGGGCGGCGCCGAGGGGCCCAUGGCCAAGAAGCACGCGGGCGAGCGCGACAAGAAGCUGGCGGCCAAGAAGAAGACGGACAAGAAGCGGGCGCUGCGGCGGCUGUAGGGGUGCAACCCUCUCUGUCUCUAAGUUAUUUAAGUUAUGGCUGGGUGGGGGAGGGGGCCCGGGACUGGAUUUGUUUUUCUAAAUAAAGUUGGAAAAGCAA
Messenger RNA from Pipistrellus kuhlii (Kuhl's pipistrelle), 1150 nucleotides. RefSeq names its product ubiquitin conjugating enzyme E2 S (gene UBE2S). The transcript has 4 exons. Bases 418 to 1050 code for a protein of 210 amino acids. The record is from RefSeq and is a predicted model, not a curated record. Lineage: Eukaryota; Metazoa; Chordata; Mammalia; Chiroptera; Vespertilionidae.